Molecule: messenger RNA, 2099 nt
Organism: Erigeron canadensis
Lineage: Eukaryota; Viridiplantae; Streptophyta; Magnoliopsida; Asterales; Asteraceae
Product: cationic amino acid transporter 8, vacuolar
Exons: 2
Coding region: 48-1877 (609 amino acids)
Biological process (GO): amino acid transport; transmembrane transport
Cellular component (GO): plasma membrane
Molecular function (GO): amino acid transmembrane transporter activity
Source: RefSeq, a predicted model, not a curated record
AUCCAUACAUCACUUGGAUUCCUUUUUUUUGGCGUCCGAAAAAAACGAUGAGAAUCCCAAAUCAACAACAAGUAGUAUCCGAACCCACUUAUAUAUCCACCCUCCGUACACCCCUCAACCCAAAUUCACCCAUGGACCCAAAAUCCUACUGGCGGUUCAGCAAACAAGACUUUUACCCUGAACCAUCUUUCCAAAACUUGACUUCCUACAAGUCUGCAUUCUGCCAAACUCUACCACGUCUUCGUGACAGGUGUCUAGGCCGAUCAACCGAUGCAACCGAGCUCGUUGAGCUUAAGAAACAGAGCGAAAACGACAUGCAAAAAUGUCUGACUUGGGUUGAUUUAAUCUGGCUUGGUUUUGGGUCUGUUGUUGGGUCUGGUAUUUUUACUAUUACUGGUCUUGAAGCAAGAAACGAUGCUGGACCGGCUAUUGUUUUGUCGUAUGUUUUGUCGGGUUUGUCUGCAUUGUUUUCUGUUUUUUGUUAUACAGAGUUUGCUGUUGAGAUUCCUAUUGCUGGUGGCUCUUUUUCCUUUUUGAGGAUUGAGUUGGGCGACUUUUUCGCAUUCAUUGCUGCUGGUAACAUUCUGCUGGAGGCUGUUGCUGGUGCAGCCGGUUUAGCUCGAUCCUUUUCAUCAUACUUUGCAAGUAUGUUUAGCUCUAAUCCAGAUAUUCUACGCAUUCGGGUUAAAUCAUUUGCAGAAGGUUUCAACUUAUUAGACCCUAUUGCCGUGGCAAUUUUAUUUAUUGCCAACAUGGUGGCAAUGAGAGGAACAAAGCUAACAUCAACUUCAAACAUGAUACUUUCAGCAAUUAGUUCUUUGAUCAUUCUUUUCAUCAUAAUUGUUGGGUUUAUACAUGCUAAGUCCUCAAAUUUAGAACCUUUCUUCCCAUACGGGCCAGAAGGGGUGUUUAAAGCUGCAGCAGUUGUUUACUGGUCUUAUACUGGCUUUGAUAUGGUUGCUAACAUGGCCGAAGAGACAAAAAAACCAUCAAGAGAUAUACCUUUGGGUCUUGUUGGUUCAAUGUCUACAAUUAGUGUGGUCUAUUGUUUAAUGGCAUUAGCUCUUACAGCCAUGGUGAAGUACACUGAGAUAGAUAAAGAUGCAGCGUAUUCAGUUGCUUUUGAGAAAAUCGGGAUGAAAUGGGCCAAGUAUGUUGUAAGCUUAUGUGCUCUUAAGGGAAUGCUUACAAGUAUGUUGAUUGGGUCAAUGGGACAAGCUCGAUACACUACUCAAAUAGCUAGAGCCCAUAUGAUCCCACCCUGGUUUGCUUUAGUCCACCCUAAAACAGGGACGCCCAUCUACGCCACUCUGUUGGUUACCACAAUUAGCUGCAUUGUAGCCCUGUUCUCAAGCCUAGAUGUUUUGUCAAGUGUGUUAUCCUUUAGUACGCUCUUUAUUUUCAUGCUCAUGGCUGUUGCGUUGCUAGUUAGGCGCUAUUAUGUGAAGGACACAACGUCUACACGUGAUUUGGCAAAGUUCAUGGUUUGUUUGUUUGUUAUCAUUGGUUCGUCUAUUGGAAUAACAGCACUUUGGGGUGCAAACGUGAAAGGGUGGGUUGGAUAUGCAGUGUCAGGUGGGUGCUGGUUUGCGGGUACUAUUGGAAUGACGUUGAUUCCAAAGCAGAGGCUUCCGAUGGUCUGGGGUGUUCCGCUUGUUCCAUGGUUGCCUGCAUUGUCGAUUUUGAUGAAUGUGUUUUUGAUUGGAUCUUUAGGUACUAUAGCGUUUAAGAGGUUCUUUAUAUGCAGCGCGGUGAUGCUUGUUUACUAUUUCUUUGUUGGGGUUCAUGCAACUUAUGAUUUGGCUCAUCAAGAAGCCAAAGAAUCGACUCUUGAGAAAGGAAAAAAGAAUACUGAUGGCAAUGGAGAUGGUUUAUAGCGAACGGGUAAAUAGCAAUUUGUUCCUUGUCAUACUAUAUUUGACCUUUUGGUUUGGUCAUAUCUUGAUUUAUCAUGAUUCCGCAUAGGUAACUAGCUUCAUUGUGUCCUAGUGGAAAAAAAUUUAGAUAGCUUUAGCGAUUUUGUGAAACGAUGUACUCCAAGGACGUCCCAGUAUAGGCAGUAUAGCCAAUUUAAUAUAGUCCUUUUAGGUUUUGAUUUA